Ipomoea triloba (trilobed morning glory) is the source of this 2196-nucleotide messenger RNA. Its product is annotated as F-box protein At2g32560-like. The coding region runs from base 741 to 1919 and encodes 392 amino acids. The record is from RefSeq and is a predicted model, not a curated record. Gene Ontology annotation, molecular function: protein binding. NCBI's taxonomy places the organism in Eukaryota, Viridiplantae, Streptophyta, Magnoliopsida, Solanales, Convolvulaceae. The transcript has 5 exons.
GGUCCACUCCACGCAAUAUUCGUCUUCAGCCCCCAAGAGAUUCUGUCCGUGGCUGAAUUUUAUUUUUUUAUUAUUCCACAUUUUUGUCUGCACACUUACAUGAUUAUAUGUUUAAUAUUUGCCCAGUUGAGGUAAGGUUGGAUUUGCUACCUAAUCAAACUUGGAAAAUCCCAACAACCUCAAAUCCUCAUCCUGCACUUCCAUCAUUUACCUAGUACACCUCCCUGGUUUUUGUUUCUUUCCAAUGAUUUCCAUAUUGUCUUCAGAAAAAUCACAAUUGAAACAGGGCUGGGGGUGAGCAGAGAACUCACCCCUUAACAUUUUUCACCUCUGGGGUUUCCACUUUCCCCUUUUUUGUUGAUGGGUUCAUCUAAAAAUCCAUUCUUUAAUGUGUGUGUGUAAUUUGAGUAGUGGUCAAGUUUUGUUCUUCAACAUUGGAGGUCUUUCUGGGGUGUUGUUUGAAAGAUCUUGGGGAGACCCACUGAUUGUAUUGUGUGGUUUAGUGGAACCAAUUGGUGUUCGAAAGCUGGUGUUUUUUGACUCCUUUUUGAGGAGGUUGUAGGAAUAUUGUCUACCACUAUCAAUAGAAGUGUUCAAUACUGUUGGUACAUAGAAAAAAAGUUAUGAUGUUUGCUUAGUUAUUGGCUAAUUGGCUAAUUGGCUUAUUGCCAUUGCUUGUUCUUCCAAGGUUGGUGGCCUAACUUUUAUUUGAUGCCUAACUUUAGUCUUGCCAUUUUCAAAUGUUUUUCUUCUUGAUUACUUCCUUUACUUUCAUCACCCUUUUGUACAAGUCUUUGGCUUUCAAGCUAGUUCCCACAUGGGGUUCUGAAUUUAGAUUGAUAUCGUUCCGCCUUUGGAAAGAUUUGUCUCUCCUAGCCUUGAUUAGGAAGAAUACACGGGUGUUAGAUUUGAUUCCUUUAAGAAUGUUGCCGCUGAGGAGUAAACCUAGUGGCUGCUCUCACGUUGAGACGGUGUCCCAAAUGUCAGUCCUAGAUUUGCCUGAUUUGGCGUUAGAGUGCAUUCUUGAAAAGGUCCCUCCCGAGGGGCUUUGCCACCUGGCUAGCGUGUGUAGCUCGUUGAGGGAGAGAUGCAUGAGUGACCAUCUAUGGGAGAGGCACUUGAAGCAGAAAUGGGGCGGGAUUAUCGGUCCUGCUGCCUACAGGGAAUGGCAGUGGCAUAUUGCCUUGAGAAAGGAUUCGAGAUUGUUUAACCAAGCCAAGCAGAAAGGCUUGGUGAGUUAUCUCUCCCGGUUGUGGCCUGUUUCUGUGAUUGUCGGCCCGAAUUUGGGCGCUGGUGACAAGGGGAAUAAUUUGCCCCCUAUUGAUUCCGUCAUGUACUGGUAUCUUGCUCUCGAAUCUGGCAAGUUUUGGUUCCCCGCUCAAGUCUACAACCGAGAGAAUGGUCACGUUGGGUUUAUGUUAUCUUGCUAUGAUGCUGAACUUAGCUAUGAUCCCCGGACCGACACUUUCCAUGCUAGAUAUCCACCUCAUGGUAGGAUGGCAGUUGCAAUCGAGACUGGCGUGACAUGGGAUAGACUAAGAGCUCCUCUCGUUGAUACCCCUGCACACGAUCUUCACAUCUCGGAUUGCUUGUAUGAUUUGCGCCCUGGAGAUCAUAUUGAGAUCCAAUGGAGAAGAAACAAAAAAUUUCCUUAUGGCUGGUGGUAUGGUGUUGUUGGCCACUUGGAAACAUGUGAUGGGAAUCAGAAUUAUUGUCGUUGUCACGAAUGUGAUACUGUAGUGCUCGAGUUCAAUCAGUAUUCACCUGGUUCGCGGUGGAGAAGAACGAGUGUUAGAAGAAAAGACCAUCGUGAGGAAGGAAACGAGACAGAUGGGUUCUACGGAGGAAUCCAGAAAGUUGAGAGCAGAGAAGUAAUCUCUACGUGGAAGCGGCUAUGGCCUGCUGAAGUCCUGGAAUAGAUUGCCAGAACAGGCACACUUGAAAUAGCAGUUUUUAGGGGAAGAAUUGAAGAAAUCCAAUGAAGUCUACAUUUUCAUGAGGUUAUUCUUUUUAGUGGUCAGUGGGUAAAACCGUAAAAACUGUUUACCUUUGUAGGGGGUGUUUGACACUGUAAUUCUGUAAAUUGCAUCCUGUCCAGAUCCAAAUUCAUGGACUGUAAUUUCCACGGUGCACUGCAUUUGUUCAGUUAAUCUUAUUGAACUAAAGCAAUAGAUUUUAAAAUUGUUCUGAGCUUUA